This is a messenger RNA of Aspergillus clavatus NRRL 1, 804 nucleotides long. Its product is annotated as M50 family metallopeptidase. The record is from RefSeq and is a predicted model, not a curated record. NCBI's taxonomy places the organism in Eukaryota, Fungi, Ascomycota, Eurotiomycetes, Eurotiales, Aspergillaceae. The transcript has 4 exons. Bases 1 to 804 code for a protein of 267 amino acids.
AUGGCACCGUACACUGCCCUUCUCACAAGAAGCGCCCUCGAGGCGACACAGCCCCAUGUAUUCAAGCGCGACCUCACCGUCAACCACACCCAGGCUGUCACGUUGGGUGUAAUGGGCGCCUACGUCGUGAUCAUUGCAUUACUUUGGAACUUACCAUACGUUCGCUGGUCACUCUGGCCCUUCAAGAUGCUGGUCAUCGCCUUCCAUGAAUUCGGCCAUGCCAUAACUGCAUGCUGCACAGGCGGCAGAGUCAAGUCCAUCUCGCUGGAUCCUCACGAGGGAGGCGUCACACAUAUGCAAGGCGGCAUCAGUGCCGUCACCCUGCCUGCAGGAUACUUGGGCUCAUCCAUCAUCGGCGCCCUGCUCAUCUUCGCUGGAUUCGACAUCGUCGCGAGCAAAGUUGCCAGUAUUGUUCUGGGGGUGUGCUUCUUGCUUACUCUGUGGUGGGCGCGCAGGGACUGGUUGACCAUUCUGACGGUCUUGCUGGCCGUGGGCUUGCUGGUGGCGUGUUGGUUUAUUGCGCAUGGAGAGGCGUUGCGAUGGGUUGUGCUCUUUAUUGGCGUCAUGUCUGCGCUUUACAGUGUCUGGGAUAUUUGCGACGAUCUCAUCAUUAGGAAAGUGAACACUUCUGAUGCAAGUGUCUUUGCGCAGAGAUAUGGCGGUUCUUCCCGAUGCUGGGGUGUCAUUUGGUCCAUUAUCUCGCUGCUUUUUAUGGCCGUGGGGAUAGUCGCCGGCAUUGCCGCGUUUCCCAAGUCAUUUAGCGAGCAGCAGGAGCAAUCCAAGCAUUUUAUUCCGACUAGAUGA